Chara braunii is the source of this 3945-nucleotide messenger RNA. The record is from the annotation of a GenBank genome assembly. Lineage: Eukaryota; Viridiplantae; Streptophyta; Charophyceae; Charales; Characeae.
CAGUGCCACAUCAGCAGUGCCACGUCAGCCACAGUGCCACGUCAGCAGUGACCCGCCACCAUGACGGGCACAGCUCUGGGCAUGCCAGACCAACUGGCCAACGAGUCUAUUGCCGACUACAAACAGCGGUUCCAGACUCAGCUCGCACUAAUCGAGGCUGAGGAACAGCGCCAGCUGGCAGCCGAGGCCGCCCACCUACAGGCUGAAGCAGCGGCAACAGCUGAGAAGCAGCGGCUACAGGCCGAAGCAAACGCAGAUACCCAGGCACGCCGCAAGGAGGCCCAGGAUCUGCUGCAGCGGCAUGAAGCCGCCAACAUCGAAAGACUCAAGUAUUGGCACUUCGAACCAUCUGACGACCACGAGGACGCAUUACCGGAAGAGCAGCACAAGGAGUUCCUCUCCAAACUCAGCCACGAGGAUGCUACACGGGCACUCAAUUCCCGUGUGCUGGACCUGGAGCAAGCUGUACCAGGACCAGAUGUUGGUGUGUCCAGCAGUGCACCCUCUAACCGCCAACUGGAGGAACGCGUCGACCACGUCGUCACAUUGCUCGGCGACAUCAGCACCUUCGCUGCGCCAACCAUCAGCAAACAGCUGGAUACAUUGAAGACCGAGGUUCAGCAACUGCAGUUGCCUAACAAGGAUGGAAACAACACAACGCAUUAUAAGAUGCCGACAUUUCAAAUCAAGAAGUUUGAUGACUACACGCAUCAAGAUCCGGUCCUCUGGUGGGAAGGCUUUACGACGCAGCUGCGGAUUCUGUUCGUCGCCAAGCACGCAUACAUCGACGCCCUGUUUCUCAACUCAAAGGGUGGAUGCCAGACCUGGUUAAGCCACCUGGCAUCCACCCACGGCGUCGACGUCGCAGAUCUGAAAGACAAGAUCUCAUGGGAAGAGUUAACACGGCUAUGGAAGAAGCGGUUCAUCGUGGACGACGCACCUGCACUCGCCAUCAACCAUCUCUUCGCCAUGACGCAAGGCAACACAGCAACACGUGACUGGCUCACGGAAUGGCAGAAGAUCGCGGCAACACCCGAUCUGGACUUAUCAUUUCCGCAUUUGCGCCGCGAGUUCUAUAACAUGUCAUGUGCUGCAUUGAGCCUUGCACUUGGUGAUCGCGAGCAUAUGCAACCUUCGCUGAAAUCAUUGACAAGCCGAGGGAAAUCAUCAAGACCAACAGGGCGGCUGCACACGAGAAGUCAACGUGGCAGCCAACCUAUGUGGAGAAGACUUGAAGAGCUCGACCCAUUGACAUUUGCGGACUUCCAAUGGAUGCCCCUUCCCCGGUCCGGUCGAUUGCCGAAACCGCAUUGCAACGUGCUCAUGGCACAAUUGCGGGAUUACUUGCACACUGCAGUACCGACUCCGUUGAUGGACGCCGAAGUAGAGGUUGUCGACCUUCACGCCUACAUUGCGAAGACCGACCGCGAGUUCAAGACGCAACGGUACGACGACAUCGACGUACCAUUGUUAUAUGUACGCAUUCAGAUCGGAGAGGCGACCUACAGCGCUUUGAUCGAUUGCGGAGCAUCUCGCAACUACAUCAGCCAGGACUUCAUAGUGCGCGCCGGCCUUGGCCCACGCGUCUGGAGGAAGUCCCAGCCCAUGCAAGUCACGUUGGCAGACGGUCACACGCACAAGUCAAUCGACCGGUGCAUUGAUGACGUCCCAGUGUACUUUGCCCCUCACGCAAGUGAGGCGGUGUCCUUUGACAUUCUGGACACCAAAUUCGACAUGAUCUUGGGCAUGCCAUGGCUGCGAAGCGAGGACCACCCGGUGAACUUCUACCGCCGCACCGUUCACGUUCGUGAUCGGAACGGAGUACUAGUCCCAUGCACGGUGGUUCCUCCUCACCCUUCUAUCAGCUGCCACGUGGUAUCUGCCGCAAGCAUGCGAGCUUCCAUCAUCAAAGACAGCAUCGAGGAGAUGGGGGUGUGUUUUCUCCACGCCCUCCCGCCCCAUGACGCUUCACCAACGGACUCAUCUUCGGAUCCACGUAUCACCGAGCUUCUCGACGCCUACCGCGACGUGUUCGAAGGCCCGCACGGAGUAGUACCGGAUCGGCCCAUCCGCCACGAGAUCAUCCUCGAGGACGGGGUCGUACCUCUGCGCGGUUGCAUCUACCGAAUGAGCGAGGAAGAGUUAAGUGUGCUUCGGGCACAACUCGACGACCUUCUGGAGAAAGGCUGGAUUCGGCCUAGCUCAUCGUCAUACGGUGCUCCUAUUCUCUUCGUCCGGAAGAAGAACAAGGAUUUGCGGUUGUGCAUUGAUUAUCGCAAGCUCAACGUGCAAACGAUCAGAAACGCCGGCCCUCUCCCACACAUUGACGACCUUCUCAAGCGACUGGGCGGCGCCAAGUUCUUCUCCAAGCUGGACCUCAAGUUGGGAUAUCACCAACUUGAGAUUCGGAAGGAGGACCGCUACAAGACUGCGUUUAAGACGCGAUAUGGGCAUUUCGAAUGGCUGGUUAUGCCAUUUGGCCUUACGAAUGCCCCGGCCACUUUCCAGGCGGCUAUGAUAAUGGAGUUCCGACACAUGCUGGAUCGUUUCGUACUUAUCUACCUCGACGACAUCCUGGUGUACAGUCGGAGUUUGGAGGAGCAUGUGGAACACCUGCGCACCGUUUUGGAGCGGCUACGACAAGAAGCCAACUGCGACAAAUGCGAAUUCGCGCGGCGGGAGCUGGAGUACUUGGGACAUUAUGUGACGCCGCAAGGCAUCCGUCCGCUCGCGGACAAGAUCGAGGCCCUCCGCGUAUGGCUCGAGCCCACCAACACCACGGACAUUCGUUCCUUCAUGGGGUUGGCGGGCUACUAUCAACGAUUCAUCACCGGAUACUCAAGGAUUGUUGCACCUAUGAUGAGAUUACAAUCGCCAAAGGUGCCAUUCGUAUUCGAUGACGACGCACGCAGGUCAUUCCAAGCACUUAAUUCGGCCAUGCUCAUGGGACCCGUCCUUAGCAUCUAUGACCCCACCCUGCCAACGAGAGUGACAACUGACGCUUCCGGCUAUGGCAUUGGGGCAGUCUUGGAACAACACGACGGCAACGACUGGCACCCUGUGGAGUAUUUCAGCCACAAAGUGUCUCCCAUCAACUCGCUUGAUGAUGCAAGGAAGAAGGAGUUGCUCGCAUUCGUCAUGGCCCUCAAGCGAUGGCGGCACUUCCUCCUUGGGCAUCGUAGGUUCACAUGGGUUAUGGACAACAACCCACUGACUUACUACAAGACGCAGGAUACGGUGAGCAGCACGAUCGGACGAUGGAUGUACUUCAUCGACCAAUUUGACUUCACACCGAAACAUCUUCCCGGCCUCUCCAAUCGUGCAGCAGAUGCACUCUCACGAAAACCUGAUCUUUGCGCUAUGACACAUCAUGCCUUCGCAUUCGACGAGGAACUUCAGCGACACUUCAUCCGGGGAUAUGAGUCGGAUCCGGACUUCGCCACGUUGUAUGCGCAGUUAUUUUCGGAUCACCCGCCGGCCAGCCACUAUCACAUUGCCGACGGGUACUUGCUCCUCCACUCGAGAGGCAAGGACUUAUUGUGUGUGGCACGAGACUGUCGUCUCCGGACUCGCCUUCUCGGCGAGUACCAUGACUCGCGACUCGCCGGCCAUUUAGGAGUCAACCGCACCAUUGCACGGCUUCGAAAACGAUUCCAUGGCCCGGCCUCAUUACCGAUGUCACUCGGUAUUGCGACUCUUGCGAAGUUUGCUGACGAAGCAAGCCCCGCAAUCGCAACCCCUACGGCGAGUUGCACCCGAUGCCUAUCCCACGGGAACCCGACCUCUCCAUUGCCAUGCAUGUCACCGAACCAUUUCCUCGUGAUCGCCUCGGGACCGACGGCAUCCUCACGGUUGUGGAUCAUUUGAGUAAAGUAUGCGCGUUUUCUCCCUUGCAAAUACUACUCCACGGCUCCCGAGCUGGCACGCCUCUUGCACACCGAUUGG